AUGUGUAUUCCAAUUAUAAAUGAGCAAAAAGAAUUCCCACAAGAAAUUUUUCCUUCUACUGACUCUCAAGUCAAUCCUCUCGGUGAUAUUACCAAUUAUUUUAAGGAACACUUAACUGAAAGUUGGAAGAAAUUUAAUUUGACCGAAGAAUAUGAAAAAGAAUUUCCAUCAGUUGAAGAAAUCAAUCAAUUUCUUGAUGUUUUUCGUCAAGAAUCCAUAGAAAUAUGGGAUGAAUUAGUAAAAUCCAUCACAAUAACAAAUGAACUGUUAUUCAAAAUUGGUUUAAUGUUACGAAUCUUACCGACAACUUUAAUAUCUGUUUUUCAACAAAUAUGGUUAAAUGAUAAUGAAUCGAAUGUAUUAUCUUUGCACUUGACACUUGAACAGCGUAUACUACUUGGUGGAAUCAUGGUUAAUUGGAUUGUAGAGCAGCAAGUCGAAAGAGCUUUAAAUUUUGCCAAUCAAGAAAAGUGGGAAGAUUUUGAAAAAGAAAUAUUAAAUGUACCUCAUACCAAUUGGAUACCGUCAGAACAUGUUCCAUGGUUAAUAUUAGAACUUGAAAUGAAUAUUACAAUUCGAGAAAUACAAGUUCAAGUAGCACGUCAUAUGAUACAACCAAUGUUGAAUGAAAACAAUGCUUCAGUACGGAAUAUCGUUAUGCAAAUGAAUAUGGGCGAAGGCAAAACUUCAGUUAUUUUACCAAUGUUAGCACUCAGCUUAUGCUCAUCAUCUUCGAGUUUAGUUCGUAUCAUUGUAUUGAAAGCAUUAUUUCCAAUGAAUUACCAAUCAUUACGAUAUAAAUUAGGUGGUCUACUAAAUCGACGUGUAAUGCCAUUUGCUUGUCGUCGUGAUAUGAAUUUUAGUUAUGCACAAGUGAAUAAAAUUUUCGAUCGUCUCAAACAAGGAUUACAUACUCUGGAUGUUGUACUAACAUCACCCGAAGACAUUCUAUCUUUUGAUUUACUUACAAUAGACAAAUGUCGACGACAAGAAUUUGAUACUGGUCGUUCAAUGUUGUCGAUUCAAAGUUGGAUGAAAACAUUUGUUCGCGACGUUUUAGAUGAAUCUGAUGAAAUUUUACAUGUUAAAUAUCAGUUAAUCUAUUCGAUCGGUCGUCAACAACAAGUCGACGGGGGUGUAGAACGUUGGAAGACCAUUCAAUAUGUACUGAAUUUAGUCAAACAACAUGCUGCAAAUAUUGCACAGCAAUAUAAUGAUGAUGUUUAUUAUAAAGCAGCAGAACGUCAAAGGAGUUUUCCAGAAUUCCGUCUGCUUAAUCAUCGACCAUUUCAAGAGCUAUGCCGAAGAAUAGCAAGCGAUUGGAUCAAUCAAAAAAGUUAUCGUCAACUAGAUCAGCAACUUAUCUUAUCAUUUAUAUUGGAUACAAAUUCAUCGAUCAAUGGCCUAGUCGAUCAAUUUCCUCAUAAUACAAUUCAAUUAUUUUUGAUUAUGCGUGGUCUUUUAUCAUCAGAAGUGUUAUUCGUCGGUUUAAAGAAACGUUAUCGUGUUAAUUUUGGUGUGAAUCAAAACGCAAAAUUCAAUCGUUUAAUGGCUGUACCAUUUCGUGCAAAAGAUGUUGCAGCUGAAAAUACAGAAUUCGGACAUCCAGAUGUAGCUAUUGUCUUAACACAAAUUUCCUAUUACUAUAAAGGUUUGACAGAUUCACAAAUGCUUCAAUGUUUUAAUCGUUUGAGUCAAGAUGAAAGCGAUCCGGAAAUGAUCUAUGAGCACAUGCGAUGGUAA
This is a messenger RNA of Rotaria sordida, 1743 nucleotides long. The record is from the annotation of a GenBank genome assembly. Lineage: Eukaryota; Metazoa; Rotifera; Eurotatoria; Philodinida; Philodinidae.